Molecule: messenger RNA, 1414 nt
Organism: Entrophospora sp. SA101
Lineage: Eukaryota; Fungi; Glomeromycota; Glomeromycetes; Entrophosporales; Entrophosporaceae
Source: the annotation of a GenBank genome assembly
AUGACAAAUUAUUAUCAAAAGUCGUCCCAAGAACCCGACCAUCCUUUGAUUGCACCUCCUUCCAAUUUUGCCAUUGAUAUUUUCGAGAAUCUUAUUGAUGAUGAUAUUCAACAACUAACGCCUAAUAAUGAACUUUACACCUUUGAAAUUUAUUCUUCAACAGAUUCAAAUAUCCAUGACUUUGAUUUUAAUGUACCAAGCCCUGACGAUAUUGUUUUUGAUGCACGUAAUCAAAAGGGAGUCGUUUUUGAUGUUGAUAAGAAAGAUGCUGCCAGCUCGCAAGUAUUAUCACGAGUUGAAAAAGAACUCUGGGAAAAGCUUCUUCCUCAUCAAAAAGAAGGAGUCGUUGAAAUGGUGAUCAGAGAGGGCCGUGCUUUAUUAAGCGAUGAACAAGGACUCGGCAAAACCAUGCAAGCUCUUACAUUAUGCUCAUACUAUAGGGCAAACUGGCCAGUUUUAAUUGUUUGUCCUAAAUCUGUUUUACAUGUCUGGAAAGAAGAAAUCAUCACGUGGUUAAAAAUACCUGAAACUCAAAUAGAGAUCAAUGAUGGUAGAAAAUUAAAAAACAAAAAAAGUAAUCGCGUCAAUUUUGUAAUCUGCGGAUAUGAAAGGUUUUCAAAAGAGUCUGGCCUUUUAGCAAAAAAUUACAAAUUUGAUAUAGUUAUUGCAGAUGAAGCUCACAACAUCAAAGAUCCAACGACUCUAAAAGCACGUGCUUUAAUUCCUAUGAUUAAGCAAGCAAAACAUUCCAUCUUGAUCACUGGAACGCCGAUUCCAAACAGACCAAUUGAAAUCUUUUCUUUGUUAAAUUCUCUUGAUCCUGUGAUCUUUUCAAAUGAAAUGGAAUUUGCGCUUAGAUAUUGUGGUGCUUUCAUGGACAACUUCAAAAGGUGGAUCAAAACUGAUGAGCUUAAUGCCGUGUUGAGAAAAACAGUAUUGAUCAGGCGAUUAAAAUCUGAUGUUUGUUCUGAUCUACCACCAAAAGAACGCGAGACAGUAUUCUGUGAUAUAAAGCCAGAUCUAAAAGAUAAAAUAACAUUAUUACUGGAAAAUAGCAAGGAUUCAUUUGACAAAGCAUGCAAUUCAUUAAAUCAAAAUGACUCUGAAAAAAAUACAAAAAAAUCCAGAGACAAAUUAUCUGAAAUUUAUUCACUCACUGGCUACGCUAAAUCUCCAUUCAUUGUAAACUAUGUCAAAGAUUUAUAUGAAAACACUGAUAAAAAAUUCAUUAUCUUCGCCUAUCACAAAAUGGUCCUUGAUGAUAUAGAGGAUUGUAUAAAAACUUAUAAUUCCAAAUCCUAUAUACGUAUUGACGGCGAUACAAAAUCAAACGACAGGCGAAUGUUUUGCAACAGAUUUCAAGCAAAUGACGAAACAAGAGUUGCAUUAUUAUCAAUCAUGGCUGCAAAUACUG